Molecule: messenger RNA, 464 nt
Organism: Mercurialis annua (annual mercury)
Lineage: Eukaryota; Viridiplantae; Streptophyta; Magnoliopsida; Malpighiales; Euphorbiaceae
Exons: 1
Coding region: 117-332 (71 amino acids)
Biological process (GO): mitochondrial respiratory chain complex IV assembly
Cellular component (GO): mitochondrion
Source: RefSeq, a predicted model, not a curated record
UUAGGGAAAAAAAUUUAAAUUUGCUCGAAUCAAAAUUCAACGGCGCGGGAGACUGGAGGUUAAUUUAAUUGUCUGGUUAGGGUUUGCAUUCGUCAUAAAUUGAGGGAUUAAAAAAGAUGUCAAAAUCUUGCAAGGGUUUAGCGAUGGAGCUCGUCAAGUGCUUGAGCGAAUCGGACUGUGUUAAAAUUGAGAAGCGACCCUACAGAGAAUGCGCCGGCGAGAAAACACCGUGCAUCUCAAGUGAGUGCGUCGGACUUAGAGAAACUUAUUUCAAUUGCAAACGUGGCCAACUUGACAUGAGAGCUAGAAUUCGCGGUAACAAGGGCUAUUGAAUUGCGAUACGCCAAUUUUUGUUUUUAAUUUUGACUUUUUUAUUAGGGAUUUUGACUGUAUUCUUAUAUUUUUGUAAGCUCGUUUUGUUUCUAUUAAAAUAAAAUUUAUGAAAAGAAUUGGUUCUUUGCUGA